AUGGGUUUCAGAAGAACGUCGUUGGUUUUGUAUAUUCUCUUCAUCUAUUAUCUUCAGCACAGUUUAAUUUUCAUGAGCUCACUGCCUCCCUCAGCUGAUACGAACCACGAGAGUGUUCCUUCUAGUGCAUCAGAGUCUGAUGUUGUUGGGUAUGAAGGAAAGACUCAGGAGUUAGCUUUUGUUAACUAA
Eruca vesicaria subsp. sativa (arugula) is the source of this 189-nucleotide messenger RNA. NCBI's taxonomy places the organism in Eukaryota, Viridiplantae, Streptophyta, Magnoliopsida, Brassicales, Brassicaceae. The record is from the annotation of a GenBank genome assembly.